CACCAGCAGUGCCAAAAACAAAAACGCUAGUUAUUCUAUAUUGAAAACCUUGGGUUUCCUAUCUCUUCUUUAUCCCCUCCCCCCUCGCUGAGGAGUUACUGUAUUUCCUCAUCCUACAAUGGAACCCCGCAAAACCCCUCCAGAGUAUUUCUUGGAGAUCUUCGCAGACACCACCACCGUCAAGGAUGUUUUAAAGGGCGUCCUAAACCUCAUCUUCUUCCACCGGUACUUCCCGUCCAUUCGCCCCAAGACCUUCGACGUCCUCGACCUCUCCCUCCCCGUCAUCAACGAUGUCGACCUGGAAACCCUGAUCGAAUCGCGCGUCAGCUCGCUUAUAAGCCAGCAUCUGUCGCCAGCCACCAGCCCGCAGGAUGGGGGCGGCAGCAGUGCCGGGGGCGGAGGAGUCCGCGGUCGCAUCGCCGUCGAGUUCUACGAGAAAAAGCGCAGGCGCACAGGUCUCUGGUUCGGCGGGUUGGCGGGCAAAGGCGAGGAAGAGGUCUGCUGGGAAAUCUGGUCGUUGGACGUCACCAUUGCCACACCUCGGACAGAAUCUGAACGCGCAAAAGUUCGAGGGGCAAUGGAGAAUAUGCUGCAAAAGGCGGCGCUCAAGAUUCUCCUCGUUGUCAACAGAGACAAGGAUCACAUCCCACCCAUCACGACGAGUGACUCCAAUCCCUUCCCCUAUCGCAUCGUGCUAAAUCCCCGGACGGACAGCUGGGGAAACCGUAUCGGUCUGUAUUGAAUGGAUCUUAACGGGGCGCUUGUCCAAUGGUUUUCCUCUUCUCAUCCAUGGAUCAUUUACAUAUAUGCUGGGAUCGCCAGAUAUCGCCAGAGACCAAAUGAUGAUCUAACGAGCUUGGAGUUUUUUUCUUCUUGGGGGCGUUUUGUCUUUGCAGAUCUCAUGUCGAUUACUGCUGUAUAUUAACUACUCGUCAUCUACUACUCCCUUUGUUGGACUUGUCAUCUGGAUAAAGUGUGAUAUGAGAACAGGCUCAAAAGAGUAUAUGGGAACUAA
Penicilliopsis zonata CBS 506.65 is the source of this 1015-nucleotide messenger RNA. RefSeq lists its product as hypothetical. Gene Ontology annotation, biological process: autophagosome assembly; autophagy. The record is from RefSeq and is a predicted model, not a curated record. NCBI's taxonomy places the organism in Eukaryota, Fungi, Ascomycota, Eurotiomycetes, Eurotiales, Aspergillaceae. Gene Ontology annotation, cellular component: phagophore assembly site. The transcript is spliced from 3 exons. The coding region runs from base 119 to 742 and encodes 207 amino acids.